CCACCCUCCCCUCCCCCUCUGCCCCUUCCCCACCCCGGGACUCUGGUUUGGCUGCAUUGGCUAACGCAGUCCCAGCUGCUCCUCAGGUCGCGGCCCCGCCCGGCUUGUCACGGAGCCCGGCGCUGCUGGGGAAUGCUGUGAUAUACUUUUGAUGACUUAUACCUUUGGUGAAGACUGCCUUUAGCUGGACGUCUCUAGUCAUUCAAAAAAUAGAACCACUGGUGAGGAGUGAGAAAAUAACAAUGAAACAGCUCCACAAAAAGAGGAAGCGCAAUGUAGAUUCAAAGGACCAUGUAGAUCUGGAGAGAGGCAGGGAACAAUCUAAAGAUGACAAGAAGCAGAAGAAUGGCAUGAUCACUUCCUGUCAUGUAAAUUCAGCUGCUGGAUGGGAGAGUUGGUCUUGGGAUCAAUACUUAAAGGAACAGAAUGCUGUAGCAGCACCUGCUCGACUUUUUUCUAGGGAUCAGUCCUUUCCUGAGCAUGAAAAUGGCUUUCAAAUUGGAAUGAGAUUAGAAGGCAUUGACCCUCAAGAUCCAUCUAAAUUCUUUGUGCUCUCUGUAGCUGAGGUAUGUGGUUAUCGCCUAAGACUUCACUUUGACGGCUAUUUAAGCUGCUAUGAUUUUUGGACCAAUGCAGGUUCCCCUGAUAUUCACCCAGUGGGGUGGUGUGAAAAGACCAAACAUGAAUUGCACGUCCCUAAGGGUUAUAGAAAGGACAAGGUUACUUGUAUGGACAACCUGAAGACCUCCAAAUUUCAAAAUGCUCCCAAGAAAUUGUUCCUAAAGAGAAGUAUUAUUGGAACUCCAGGAGAAGAAUUUCAGGUAGGAAUGAAACUGGAAGCAGUGGACAGGAAGAACCCUUCCUUAGUGUGUGUGGCCACCAUUGCGGAUAUAGUUGGGGAUCGCCUACUUGUACACUUUGACAACUGGGAUGACAGCUACGAUUAUUGGUGUGAUAUUUAUAGUCCUUUUAUUCAGCCGGUUGGAUGGUGUCAGAAAAAUGCCAGAACUCUGAUAGCACCCCAAGGUCAUCCUGAUCCAGAAAAUUUUUCUUGGACAGACUACUUGGAAGCUACUCAAUCUUCUGCAGUACCAGUUAAAGCUUUUAAAAUGCGAAAACCUCAUGGAUUUCUGGUGAAUAUGAAACUUGAAGCUGUAGAUAAACGCAAUCCCAGUUUAAUUCGUGUUGCUACUGUCAUAGAUAUAGAAGACCAAAGAAUAAAGGUCCACUUUGAUGGCUGGAGUCACAAAUAUGACUAUUGGGUAGAUGUUGACAGUCCUGACAUUCAUCCAAUAGGAUGGUGCAAUAUGACAGGUCACCCACUAGAAGUGCCAUAUAGAGAAAAAGAUGAGAAAAUUGCUCCAGGCCAAGCUGUGUGCCCCACCCGAGGAUGCCGAGGAGUAGGCCAUAUCAAAGGUCCAAGCUACAUGGGACAUCACAGUGCUUAUGGCUGCCCCUAUUCAGACAUAAACUUGAAAAAGGAGGCAAUGUUUCAUCAUCGUUUGGAAAAAGAAACACAGGCAAAUUUCAUGGCUGACUCUUCACAUCCCAAAUUGAAAGGUCUUUGUAGUGUGAACUUCAAUGGAAAACAUGAAAAGUUGAACAGUAAACUCAGACUUGUACAGCAGGCAAAGUGUCUGAAAAUCAAAGGAAAAGAAGAUAUUGACUUGGAUAAUUUGUUCAGAGAAUACUCUUCUGAAAGUAAGCAACAGGCCCUCCACCAGUCAGUCUUCCUGUCUGCCAUGUCAACCCACCCCUCCCGGGACCUUCCCCUCUGCAGAGAACAGCAUUGCAAGCUUCUCCCAGGUGUGGCUGAUAUCCAGGCAAGUGAAGUAGCCAAAUGGACUGUGGAUGAGGUGGCAAAUUUUGUACAAAGCCUUCCAGGUUGUGAAGAUCAUUCCAGAUACUUCAAAAAAGAGCAGAUUGAUGGCAAAGCCUUCCUGCUUCUGACCCAGACAGAUAUAGUCAAAGUGAUGCGCAUUAAACUUGGCCCAGCCUUGAAGAUUUUUAAUUCCAUCCUGAUGUUCAGGAAUGCCCAGGACCUUGGAGACACAGAUUCUGCCUCUAGCAAAGUCAUCAGAGAAUAGAUGUGCCGUUCUCUCCUGGAUACCUUGAACUUAGGUUAUUCAAGCAAUAAAAUCUGGAAUACAUUCAUUUGGUUUUUCAUGUUUUACCCAGUCAUAUCCAUACUGAAAAAUAUUAAGUGUCUAAAUUUUACACAGUGAAAACAUUUUGGUGAUGAAGUGCCAGAAUUCAGAAAGUUUUAGGCCUUUCGAAUGUCUGUUAAUAUUGUCAUUCUUUGGCAAAGUCUUGUCACGUCAGGACCAAAGAUGUCCACACGUACAUACAUUUUUAUUCUUUCCUUAGAUUCCAUUAAAGAAGCCAUUUCCCAUCUCCCAGGCAUAAAACCUUCAAGUGAUAAAAUAUUAGAAAAACAGUAUUCAUAAAUACAUUGUUAAUGUUUUCAUCAGAACAUCCGAGCUUGGCUCAGAUUUGCCAUCUGGACUGUAAUGAGUCUGCAAGAGAUACACGGAGGAAAGAGACAAAGACCUGGUGCUUUAAAAAGAUGUCUUGUGAGAUUUUUGUAUACUUUACUCAGGAAAGUGUGAAUGCUUAAAAAAAAAAAAAGCACAUGUUUUCAUGAUUCAUUAAUCCUCUUUUUUUGCCUAAGUAACCAUUUUUUGGUUGCUCACUAAAGACUUCUCGGGACCUUAAAAGGGGAGGAUGUGGUGGUGUAAUGUGAAAAAAUCAAGCUUGGGUGUUUUAAAAUGAAACACUGGUUCUGAUAGUCAUCUAGUCCCCUAGUGUUUUAAAUGACAGGGCUUUGGGAUCUGUUUAUAACACUGCUUUUGGCUGACAGUUUGCCUUUGUAGAAGAACUGUAUUAUGUCAGGCUUCUGCUUUGUGUAAAUGAUCACAUUCAAGAGAGGGGAUGGGUCCUCCUUACAUAUGAUCUGUGCAAUCCAGAGUUAGGCUAUUAUGGAUGAUAAAUCUAUUUGAUUUUUUAAAGCAAGAGAAUGUUAUCAUAAAAGAGUGAUCAGAAGGAGGGGACUUGAAAAGAAUAGUACUCGAGUAUUUUGUAAGCUGAUGUUUUCCUACAAGUAAUUAUACCUGAAACCAAAAUCCUAUGGGAUCCUCCAUAACUGGCACUUGUUUUUUGAUGGCCAUAUGCACAAGGGAAUGAAGAAUGCAUUCACAUUAGUAAUUCCAUCAUGUUUGCAAAAGGAAAAUGACAGAAAAAUUGGAGAAAAAUGAUAAAAUUUUACUAUUGUCCUCUCUAUUUGUCAUGUUUUUCUAAUAUUGUAUCUAUUUGAAUGGAAUUGUCAUCAAUACCUAUUACUUGAGGAAAAAACAUCAUCUUUAAAGCAUAUACAUUUGUUAUGUUUUCUUGGGGUUUGAUUUAGAUCGAAUUUUAAUAUAUUAUUGGUUGAUGUAAAUUUCCAUUUCCGCGAUUUUACCAAAUCUUUCUAUGGGUAAAUGAAACCCCUACUUUUACUGCAUUCAUAUUUUAAUAUAUUUUAAAUGCUAAUAAAGAUUGAUAUACAUGA
Molecule: messenger RNA, 3547 nt
Organism: Sarcophilus harrisii (Tasmanian devil)
Lineage: Eukaryota; Metazoa; Chordata; Mammalia; Dasyuromorphia; Dasyuridae
Gene: L3MBTL4
Product: L3MBTL histone methyl-lysine binding protein 4
Exons: 19
Coding region: 243-2087 (614 amino acids)
Biological process (GO): regulation of DNA-templated transcription
Cellular component (GO): nucleus
Molecular function (GO): zinc ion binding; protein binding
Source: RefSeq, a predicted model, not a curated record